Messenger RNA from Pimephales promelas (fathead minnow), 1801 nucleotides. It is a transcript of the gene taf13, whose product is annotated as TATA-box binding protein associated factor 13. Gene Ontology annotation, molecular function: protein heterodimerization activity. Gene Ontology annotation, biological process: transcription by RNA polymerase II. The record is from RefSeq and is a predicted model, not a curated record. Gene Ontology annotation, cellular component: transcription factor TFIID complex. NCBI's taxonomy places the organism in Eukaryota, Metazoa, Chordata, Actinopteri, Cypriniformes, Leuciscidae.
GCGUUUAAAAUGUCUCAUCCAGUGUCGUGUUAGACGUAAAUGAAUAAAUAGAAUUUCCUGUUUCCUGGUUGGGGUGUUUUGUUUUGCCUUUCGAUUUUCACAUAAUGGCUGAGGAAGAGGAAGAUCCUGGUUUUGACGAGGAUUUGGACGACGGAGGUAACGGGGCAGAUUCGGGCCAAGGUAAAAGAAAGCGGCUUUUUUCGAAGGAGCUUCGCUGCAUGAUGUAUGGGUUUGGAGACGACCAAAAUCCGUACACCGAAUCAGUGGACAUACUGGAGGAUCUGGUCAUCGAGUUCAUCACGGAGAUGACACAUAAGGCGAUGUCUAUUGGGCGUCAGGGCCGUGUGCAGGUGGAGGACAUCGUCUUUCUCAUCCGCAAGGACCCUAGAAAGUUUGCGAGAGUGAAGGACUUGCUCACCAUGAACGAAGAGCUGAAAAAGGCUCGCAAAGCCUUUGACGAGGCCAAUUAUGGGUCUUAACAACAAUCCCAUCGGUUGCUAUGUGAUUUUGUUCAAUCGAAAGUUCCUUUUGGAUUGUAAUCGCUGCCCUACAAAGCAAAAAGGCAGUAACUGCAUUUUUGGUCAAACAGUUGUUAUUAUCAUUUUCAUGACAUUCAAAGCAUCCUUUAUUAUGUGACAAAACAUCGUAUCUCAAAUGUGUGUCGUUUUAGAGAAAAAUGGUAGUCGUUUGUACAGUAAUUGCAAAAAGUCAGAGUUAUAGUCAUUUUUCUCAGUUCUGCACUCUGCGUAGUUACUGCCUUUUUGCUUUGUAGGGCAUGGACUUGUUGUAACCCUGUUUUUGCAGUUGCAAGACAAUUCACAAUUCAUUUCGAAGAUGAUUUGUAACAACAUUAUAGCGUUUUUUCAGUUGUUGUGCAUUAAAGAUAUAUUAAACCUUUAAUGGAAGACAAGACGUUUAAUUAUCUAAAGAAGCAUUUCUGUACAUCUUGAACAUUUCAAUAGACAUGUCAAUUUCUUAUUUAAAAGAUGACAUGACAUCUUUCAUAACAGUUUAGCUUAUGCUAAUAUUAAUUUCUGUUAAAAUGAUUUGAUUUGCUACAAGAUACCCUUCAUGAAAUGAGAAGAUCAGAGGGUGUCCUUUACAAUGAAGAUACAUUGUGUGUAUAAUUUAAUAUUUUGUUUUUAAAUAGUUUUAAGCAAAACAUUUGAUGAAAACUGUUGCAAAUUGAAGGGUUAAAGGAAAGUGUAUAAGGAUUUGAUUUGGUAAACAGUGCCUCGUAGUGUUUAGAAGUAUUAUGAAAUCAUUUAAAAAAUGUUUGCAUUUUGUUAAUAAUUCAAAUAUAACUAAUUGAGAUUUUUUCUUUGGAUACUUUUUGUCACAUUAUAUGCAUUCUAUUUAUAGCUUAGGCAUGAAUGUAUACAAAACACUAAUGCAUGUUGCAGUAUAAACUGGACUAUUAUUAGUCUCAUUCAUUGCUAUUUUAACAUUUGGUCGUUUUUUCCAGUGCAUGUCAAUCAGAGAAAUGAGGAAUGGAUUUAAUUUACCAGCUUUUUACCGUUUCAUUUGCAAAUAAUACUCAGCAGCCAUUGACCAGAUAAACAAGACACAAUUUACUGGUUUCCACACUUGUAGCACACAAAGAUUGUCAUGUUAAAAAUCUAAAUGUGCAAUAGAAAAGCAGAGCCAUUCCUACAGUAUGUCGAGUAAAGCUGAACGGCAUAUUUUAAGUGAAUUAUCGUGUUGAUAUUUGUAAAAGAUUUGAUUUUUGCUUCUACAUAAACAGUGAUAGUCUUUAAUAUAUACAGAAAUUGUUGACUAAUUUGGGUCAGAGACUCUGGAG